UUUUUCAGUUUUAACUUCAUCAUAAGGGAUCCAACAGAACAACUACAAGCAUUUGUUUAGUUAAGCAUCUCGACUGUGAGGGGAAGAAACGACGAAGGUCAUGAUAUCUUGAGUGACCUCACAAGCUUGGUCUAUGACUUCCAUACCUUCUGUAGCUCAGCCCCCGUGGAAUCCGAUGCUCCCACCUGUCCGCAGGACGAGUUACUCCCCUGGGACUAUGAUGAGCACGGUCAGUGAUGAUCCCAUUUCUUUAUGGCUCCGCCUUGGGGCUCUAGAGAAACUCGAACAGGUACUGCUAGAUGGCUAUGGCGAACAGCUUUACGGGAAAACGUCUCGGAUUCCAGAAGUUAGUAAAUUCCUUAAACAGAUACCCGUUUUUCAGGCGAAGAUCGAAGAGAUCCAUAGGGCUGUAGCUAAAGGGCAACUACGAGAGGUGCAACACCUUAUUGACAGGAAGAAACUGGCCUUCUCACGUGACCAUAUGGGUGCUAGCACACUUCACAAAGCUGUGCUUUAUGAACAGACAGAAAUAAUGGAGUAUUUGCUCGAUCGGUACAGUAGCGUCAUACACGCUAGAGAUCACCAAGGUCGAACUCCACUCCACUAUGCAGCAGUGUUACACGAUGAUGGGAAAAUCUAUAACAUGUUGCUUGAAGCUGGAGCUGACCAGAAAGCUACAGAUAUGCAUGGUCAUCGGCCAGAUUAUUACCUCCAAAACCAAGGUGAACUGACCCUACAACAGCUGAAAGAGGGUGCUGUCAUCAACAGGGUGAAAAAGAUCAAGCCAAAGCCUCAGCCAAAGCUGAAUGUCAAUGACUCGUAUCGAGGAUUUUCAGCGAAACCAGCAGGAAAUAAAGUCCAGAUCAAAGAACUUAUUGAUCAAGGAAGUUUAGAAACUCUAGAAGAACUCUUACUUCAAGGCCAUGGAGAUAAGUUAUUGGGUGAGACAUCUAACAACGAGAGAAUCCAGGAGUUCUUAACGAUGGUACCGAUAUACAUGGAACGUAUCAAUGAAAUUCACCGGGCAGUAGCGAGAGGUCGUUUGCGUGAUGUCCAGUCACUGCUAGACAGGAAGAAUCUUGCCAUGGGUCGUGACCAGCUAGGGGCCACACCCCUACAUAAGGCCGUCAUGUACGGGCAUUUUGACGUAGCAGAGUACAUUGUAAACAACUAUCCUGCUUGUAGGGAUUGUAAGGAUGUGGAUGGGCACACAGCUCUCCACUAUGCCGCUGUUUUACCGGAUGGGAAACAAAUGUACAAUAUGUUGAUUGAUGCAGGUGUCAAUCCUGGAAUUCCUGAUGGCAAAGGGAAACCAUCAGAAUAUUAUGUACAGUAUCCUGAGCAACUUAGCCUGGCUCAACUUAUCAAACGAAGCCAACGAGUGAAUGCCAAUUUUAUUGCCAAUGCCACUAAUCGGUUCCUGUCGAAACAUUCUACAAAUCCUGUGAUUGGUAAUUCUGGCCAGAAGCGUCGUUUUUUCACAGGUAACGGUAUCAAGAAGCUAAUACCAGAAGUUCAAGGUGAAGAUGAUCAAGAAGAAGAAGAAGAAAGUAAGGAUCAUCUUCCUAUGCUAUUUGAAAAAAGAACUCUCUUUGGAGCAAGACCACAAAUACCACCACCUAAACUCCAACGUCUUGAAGUUACUUCUGCCAACAUUAGGAAGUGGGUUCAAGAUGAGGACUUGGAUAAAUUAGAAGGAGCUGUAAUAGAAGGCUAUGGAGAAAAACUAAGUCAUGUUGAGACCUCUAGUGAGGGAGUACAGACCUAUAUAAAUGAAACGGUCCCAAAGAUUAUGGAAAGAAUUGAGGCCAUCCAUGCAGCAGUAGUAGAGGGAAACGUUUCGGAGCUGCAGAGCCAUCUAGAUAAACAGAACUUUGUGCUUGCCAAGGACCACAUGGGUAUGACACCUCUCCAUCGGGCUGUCAUCCUUGGUCAUAUGGAUGUUGUCAAAUAUAUUUUGGAAAAAUUUCCUGAAACUGUAAAUGCAAAGGAUAAAGAUGGCAGAACAGCCUUGCACUAUGCUGCAGCAGUACCUAGAAAAGAUGGAAAAACUAUGUUUAAAAUGCUACUUCAAGCAGGGGCUGACAUUAGGAUUAGAGAUCAGCAUGGUAAAACACCAGAGUAUUACAGAACUCACCACCUUUCCAACAACUUUGAGCGUUCCAAAGGUGGAACAACAAAUGAAGUAGAAAAAAUCAUCAAAGAUGGAAGAAAAGGUCUAGAUAAUGCUUUUCCUGCGAAGGAGUUAUUGCAGUACCAUAUAGCAUCUGUUUUGAAAGGAUAA
Limulus polyphemus (Atlantic horseshoe crab) is the source of this 2284-nucleotide messenger RNA. Its product is annotated as tankyrase-1-like. Lineage: Eukaryota; Metazoa; Arthropoda; Merostomata; Xiphosura; Limulidae. The transcript has 14 exons. The record is from RefSeq and is a predicted model, not a curated record. Gene Ontology annotation, molecular function: protein binding. The coding region runs from base 134 to 2284 and encodes 716 amino acids.